CUUCUCCCCUCCGCGGCCUCCCCCUUUCUCUGGCCGCUCGCGCAGCUGCUCGGCACUCGCUAUAUAAAGGGCGAAACAAGCGGAGCAGACGGCUGGCGGCUGCAGCCCAAGGGCCGCCGUGUGAGGCCGGGCGGCGGAGGAAGGAGGGGGGGAGAGAGAGGGAGAGAGAGGGAGAGAGGAGAAGAAGAAGAAGAGCGAGAGGGUGGCUUCUUCCGCGCGGGCGGGUUAGCCGGGCUGAGGAGGACGCCCCUGAGGCGAGACAGGGCGGAGGAGGCGGACAACAGCGGCGGCGGCAGCAGCGGGGAAAGGGGGGACCCUAGCUCGCCUCAGCCUGCUCUUGUCCGGAGGGGGGUGUCGGGGGCGCCCUGCCUCGGGGUGUGUGUGUGUGUGUCCUACCCAGGGGUGGUGCGGGACAUGGCGAGCUCGACUAACACAAACCCCGUGCCUAAAUUGUAUAGGUCUGUGAUUGAAGAUGUCAUUAAUGAUGUCAGAGAAGUCUUUCUUGAUGCAAGUGUGGAUGAGCAAGUCCUUGUGGAACUUAAAACACUAUGGGAAAACAAAUUGCUGCAAUCCAAAGCUGUUGAUGGAUUUCAUUCAGAGGAACAGCAACUUUUACUGCAGCAACAGCAGCAGCAGCAACAACAGCAGCAACAGCAUUCCCAUCAUCACCACCACACGCAGCCACAGCAAACAGUUCAGCAACAGUCCCAGACCCAGCAAGUCCUUAUUCCGGCAACACAGCAAACACCUCAGCCUCAAGUUAUUAUGCCAGAUUCCAAACUGAUUCAGCACAUGAAUGCAUCAACCAUGAGUGCUGCUGCUACAGCAGCCACUUUGGCUUUGCCUGGUGGAGUUAGUCCUGUUCAGCAAUUACUUACAAGUUCAGGCCAACUCUUACAGGUGGUUAGAACUGCCAGCGGUACUCAAUACCUUAUUCAGCCUCAGCAGCAAGUAGUUCUACAGCAGCAGGUUAUACCACAAAUGCAACCUGGUGGAGUUCAGUCCCCUGUUAUUCAACAAGUUUUGGGCCCAAUUCCUGGAGGAAUCUCGCAACAGACAGGAGUGAUUAUUCAGCCUCAGCAGAUCUUAUUUACUGGAAACAAAGCCCAAGUAAUACCUACAACAGUGGCUGCACCUACAUCAGCGCAAGCACAGAUUUCUGCAACUGGUCAGCAACAACCUCAGCAACAAGCAGCACAACCACAGGCACCUUUAAUGCUGCAAGUAGAUGGAGUGUGUGAUACAUCAUCUGAAGAUGAAGCAGAGAAGGAAGAGUAUGAGCCAGCACAAUCACAGGCACUUUCAGUGCUGCAAGUGGAUGGAGCAGGUGAUACAUCAUCUGAAGAAGAGGAGGAGGAAGAGGAAGAUUACGAUGAUGAUGAAGAGGAAGACAAAGAAAAGGAUGGAGGUGAAGAUGGCCAGGUUGAGGAGGAACCGCUCAAUAGUGAAGAUGAUGUUAGUGAUGAAGAAGGACAGGAAUUAUUUGACACUGAGAAUGUUGUAGUGUGCCAGUAUGACAAGAUACAUAGAAGUAAGAAUAAGUGGAAGUUUCACCUCAAAGAUGGAAUCAUGAAUCUUAAUGGCAGAGAUUAUGUAUUUUCCAAAGCCAUUGGGGAUGCAGAAUGGUGAAUACAGAAAAUAAACUCAAAGCUAAGACAAGAAAGGUUGAGACUUGGACAGUACACUUCAACAGAAAAAUCUCUGAAGACCCAUAAAGAAACAAUAGAACUGAGGUUACCAGGACAGAAGAAUAGCAUGGCAAUGUUGACACUACUUCAAAUGGGAAAAUUGAGGCAUUGGUGCAGCUAGCUCUGUCCGACAGCUGGUUUUAUAUGAAUACCUUAACCACUUCUACCUAUAGAUAAAGGUAACUAGCAUGUGAUGCUUAAUCUCCCCUUCCGCUGAUUUGAAGGAACUCUUCUUUUUGGUAACAAUACUAUGGAAAAGGCUUAGUGUGUUUUUGUGCAUAAAUUGUGCUGAAACGCUCCCCUGGGGAGUGGGAUUGGUGAGAAUCUUGCUCAAAAUUGUACAUGGAGAUUUAGCCAAUUGGUGAGGACUGAGGUGUUGAGUUCUAAUUACUAUUGAGUAAACUAUUUUUAAAUCUUGUGCUGGGCCAUGUAUAAUUUUAUUGACAGUUUUAGGCCUUUUAUAUAAAUUUUGAUCCUGGUACCAAAAGAUCUCAUUUGUAUUUUAAAUUUAAUAAUGCUGAAUAUUUUAUUUAAAAGGACGUUGUGCUUUAGUCUAUGGAUGAAAGUGAUAAAAAUCUCCAUCUCCCUUUGCUCUCUUAAGAAAAGAUUCUUGAAUAUUCUUAAAGAUUGCGCAAUUUAAUAACUUGUUUGUUGAAUAGCAAAUUAAUAAUCUUUUAAAAAUAAUUCCACUUGUGAACUUAAUGUGUAUUUUCGAAGUCCAAGUGAAUAUGCACUGCAAGUGACAAACGAGAGCAGAAGUUACAGGUGACUAUGCACUUUGGAAAGGGAUCUAAAGCAUUGAAGGAGCUUCCAUUUCUCAAAUCAUAAUUGGAGAACUGAAUCACAUUUAUUUUAAUAAGUAAUAACUUAAUGUAAUAUCAAAGUAUUGUUGAAGAUAAAUUUCUCUGUUGUAGCAAUAGUAUUUGGGAAUCAGGUUUUCAACAAUGCAGGCUUUCCUAAUGAGGCGAAAGGGCUGAACAUCAGCCAUAUUAAGGGAGCAACACACCUCCAAAUUGUUCAUUCUUGCAAGAUAUGUAUUACACACAUGGUAGCCAACUGUGAAAAGCAGUGAAAAAAGACCAGGGAAUGGUAAGUAAAGAAAUAGGUGUGUGCUAGUAAGAAUGCCAUCUUUCUUCAAUACUAACAUUUCUGUUCUUACAAAAAUGAAACAUUUUGAAUACUAAGCAAAAUUGCCAGUGCAUUUAAUCACCAUUCGAGUUUUCUCUUCUGUUCCCAAAUUAAUUUCUUUGCAUUUCAAUGUAAAUCUAUCGGUUAUUUCUGCUUGCAGGAAACUCAUAUUGCAAUGGGCAAUUUUUCUAUCCCAUGCUAUCUCUAAAACUGGCCAAAUAUGUUAAUUCUGUUGUAUAAUAGCAUUUGUAAGGCAUUUGCAUUUUUAUACUACAUAAAUGUAAUUGAAGGCUUCCAUUUUCUGGCCAUAUUGAUUGUUCACUGAACCUGAAUUUCUUUUGAGUGCAGUGGAGUUUUGGCUUUGGACUUGUAGAUAUCUUCAAAUAGCUUAUUCCCACUGUGUAAAAUAAACAGACAUACCACUAUUAUACAUAUCAACUUUUUGAUUACAUUGAAAUCAAUUGCCAUUUUCCAUUAAACCUUUAUGUAUCUCGUGGCCACCAUAUAUCCUAGUCCUUUACUCUGGUUUAAUAUAGAUUGAAAAACAAUUCAGAAAUACAGCACUGUGAAACUCAAAAAAGGCUACAGGUUUCUUUUCAUUACUGAAACAUAUACUGUACAAAUGAAUUAACAUUCUAGACAUCAUGGACACUGAAUAGCUGCUUGUCUCUAGCCUUUUAUUUAUUUUAAAAUAAUACCACAGCUUUAAAAGUGACUUAUAAAUAGGUCUAUAUGGAAACAGACUUGAUGUUUUGCAAAUUUAUUAUGGGUAAUCUUUGGUUGGAUGAGGGUGUUAAUAAAAGGACCUGUGAAAUUCUUUUGGAAGCCAGUCAUAUACCAAACUUGUGCUCUUACUUGCUUCAUCAAGUGUUCCUUUUUAAAAAUCAAAUAGUGUGCUUUUUAAGUUACAUUUUAUGGGAGCAGCUUCCUGUAGGACUAUAGCUUACUUACAAGUAUUACCAUACUUGAAUUUUAAUCAUGGAUUUAACAAUAUAAUUAAGCAGACCAUUUUGUUAGAUUUUCACUAAAAUUAUCAUUCCUUUGAGGGAGAGGCAGGGCAAAUAUUCCCAUGAUUAGUCCUUAAGUAUUUAUAAACUAUUUGCUUUUGUUCUUAUUUGGCUUAGAAUUGGAAGUAGUUACUAUUGGAAUAGUUCAGUACCUCUGCUUUUGAAGCAAUUAACGGUUUGCAAGAAGGGCUUUAUUUUUAGAUUUGCACAGAGAACAGGAGCACCUUUUUAACUUUAAAAUGUUAAAAUAGAGAAAGCAAAUACUUUGGUUAGACUAAUACGAAGAUUUAUAGUGUAAUUACACAAAGGAUGAAAGUCUUGUGCCUUUGCAAUCUUCAGAUACUCCUGUUUUACUCCAUGAUUUUAGGACCAUGGGUCUCCUUUAGUAAAUGAUACCCUACAAAGCUUCAAUUGUAACCUAAUAUUUUGAGUCUAAUCUUACUGGCUUUCUAGAAUGUGCAAUCAUCUGAAACAUCUACAUUAAACAUUGUCUUUUUAGAAGGUUUUAGAUUGUCACAAAUAAUUUUAUAUUGGAGUAUUUAAAUUUAAUGUGUAAAAUAUUUUCCCCCUCUAGUGGCAGUCCAAGUUCUCUUUUACUUGUCUAUUAUCGCAACUUGUUUUUUGUUCUCAGUCAUCUCCACGGAAAUGGAUCAUGAAUUUACAAAUAUUUUGCUACCCUUUUUUCAAGGGAGAUUAAAAUUGUGAUUGAACUACAAUUUCUGGGAAAAGCAGAAGAUUUGUAGUGAUUGUUAUAACCAGAUUUGCAGAGAUACCAUUUUAAAAAUAGUGUUAAUACAACUAUGUUUUCAUUCUCUGUAUACAUCAAACAGCAAUAAUAUCCCAAUCAAAUUACUACUGGAUAAACUGUGUAGUUCCAUAACAGGAAGAAAUUAUUAUUUGUUCACAAUUAUUUGCUCUUCUGCUUUAAAAAAUCUUUUAUUUUGAUUUUUUGCAAAAAUCAGCAAAAAUGGUUUAGAACAGAUUUGAUUUUAAAGAGUUUCAUUGUUUAGAAAAUGCUAGAAUAGCUUUCCUCCUGAAAUGUCCUUCAUCUGGAGGACAUCCAAUGGAAAAACCUGCAUUUGAAUCUCUUUUAUAUUGUAUAGUCUUAAAUUACAUAAGAGAUUCUAAGAAAUCAAGCAUUUGGGAUCAGCGGGAUAACAAUUUUGGUUGAGCUAUUCUUGAUUUGUGUUUUAGGAAGACAAAAGAUUUUUUUUAAGUGGAAGAAUAAUGGCAGGCUAGCUGCAUGUGACAUCAGAUAUUCGCUCUUGUGUGCCUAGGGUACCAAAACUUAAGAGUGAGAAAUAUCCUUAGUUGCUGUUCUGAGCUACUACUGUCAACUGCUGUUGUACAUAUACUGUUAUGUGUAAGGGGGUAAAUAUAUUUAUUAUGUUUGUAAAAUCUGUACAAUUAAAGAUCUGUACAAUUAAAGAUCAAGGAUGUUCUUCCUAAGAUGUACAGGAUGUUUCAAAGGCCAUGCUUGGAAUACAAUUAGAAACUUAGUAUUUUGAUGUACUAAGACCUAUUUUAAGUUUAAUAUUUUGCCUUUGCAAAAAAAAUUAAAGAUGUUAUUUAAAAUAAGCUUGCCACUUUAUUUACUAUUUUGUGUAUUAAAAUACUUUAAUGUGUA
Molecule: messenger RNA, 5450 nt
Organism: Pantherophis guttatus
Lineage: Eukaryota; Metazoa; Chordata; Lepidosauria; Squamata; Colubridae
Gene: GTF2A1
Product: general transcription factor IIA subunit 1
Biological process (GO): transcription by RNA polymerase II; transcription initiation at RNA polymerase II promoter
Cellular component (GO): transcription factor TFIIA complex
Source: RefSeq, a predicted model, not a curated record